CGCAUCAGUCUGUCUUUGUACUGCUCAGAGGCAACACUUGGCAUGCUUUCACCCAAGAGUCAGCAGCAGAGGUGGUGAAGCAGACCACGUUUUACCUCUUCACCUCCUCCUCCUCUUGACCCCUGUGCUGGGCCUCGUGUGCACUUUCAACUGCAAUGAAAAAAUCCUCACAAUGGUGAAGGACAAGGAAAUCAUCGAAAAGUUUCAAAGAAAAAUUUCAACCAGGAGAAAAUUGGAGUGAGAACAAGAAACCCGAACAUGGCAAAUUGGUUCAAACAUUUGAGACGGUUCAAGACCACGACGCUGCCCCAGUCGUUGGCAAUUCUGCUCCUGCUCGUGGGGCUGCCCAUGAUUGGGUCGAGGUCACUUGGGGGAAAUGUCGUGAGACCUGGAAACGUGGAUGAGGGCAGUGUCGUCCCACUCGACCUGGACACCACCACGAGACUGGGGGACAAUAGUGCUAAUAAACCAAACCAAUUCAACAGUAAUAGCGAACUGGUGGGUGUGGAGGACGACGAUGAUGAUGAUGAGGACGACGACCAAGGUGAAAGUGUGGAGAAAAGUGAUACUGUAAUUAACCAAUUUUCUUCUUUGUCCUCCGCGAGUGGAAGUAGCAGCAGCAGUGGCAGCCCAUGUGCUCUCCUGGUGUCAAACACGGCUGAGAAAGUCGUGUCUUAUGAAGAAAAGUCUCUACUUGCCGUGUCUCAUCACGCCUUUGAUGUAUCUCAUGGAAUUGUUCCCAACGUCUUGUACACAGUGGACGUGGAGGUGCCUGGAGGGAGCCUGUUUCGUCUGGACUACUGGGGAAACGAUGUGUCGGACGGGGAGAGGUCUCGCGUGGUGGGGAAGAGGAGACAUCAAAGGGAUCGAGAUGUCCUUGAACUUUUCUUCAACGACCCCUCGUCAUCCACUCGAAACGCGCCUGAUGACCCCGACUCCGUGGCCUUUUGCUCGAAGCACUCUCUCGGAGGAGCUAACAAGGAGGGUCAGAAGCCCUUAAUCCUCUCGUUCUCUUGGUACAUUAGCGGAAAUGGCGUCGUCUCACCACUGCCAACCAGCGGCCCUCCCCCGACCAUCGUAUUUAGGUUAAGGUUUACGCCAAUCGCUGAAAGUGUUUCGAGUAUUUUUGAGCAAACUUUGCACGUUGCCGUUCGACGAGAUUGCUUCCUUGUCAUGAAAAUUGGUGGAAGAACAACUCUGAGCAUGGAUUCGCUAUGGAACGCUCACCCAUCGGUUAAAACGGAAGGUCUCAAUUGCACCGUGCUCCUGCUUCCUAGACCUACAUUUGGGCUGGAAGUUCGCAUUACAAAUUUGAGCAUUUAUGGAAUGCGGGACAUUUGCAAAGGCCGCUAUUUAACAUUUUCGCGAACAAUGCAGACCUCCAAGUCCAAUUCAGACUAUUCUGAUUCUUCGAGUGCCCCUGAACUCCAGAACGAGUUCCCCACCUACACUCACCAACUUUCUCCGCUGGGUCGCAAAUUCUGUGGAAAGCUGCAGGAUUACUCGGCAGAAGAGCGUUUACUGACAUUUAAAGCCGGUGGUGGUGGUGGUGAAACACAAUCUCAGUCAAUCCCCGUAGCAGUACAACCACAAAAUAAACUAGGCGAAUCCCCACCCUAUUCAUUUUCCAACCCCCAUGGUGAAAGUACAAAGAACGGCAGUGAUGCUGGUGGAGAUGGCGAUAUGAAUCCGAAUGUGAAUGAAAAUAAUGACAACGUUUUAAAGACCAGCUCAGACGGGCUGCUUCUCAGAGUGAGUCUCCCCGGCUCCGUGAAGAACAAGGAGACGUUCACUCUGGACAUUAAUUCCUUAAGCCCCUGCCAACGAGUGGUGUUGAGGGAUUUGAAUGGUGGGCUGAGGUACUCCAAGGGGCCCACUCUCGAGGACUCCAGUGACCAGGACGCCAACGAGUGUUCCAUUGUAAUUCAUGUUCCAUAUGGGAAUAGGAUUAUUACGAGAAUGUCGUUGACGAAACGACCUGUCCUCCCCGAUGACGAUGAAAUCGACCAAGAAGAGUCGGAGCCUGUGGACGGAAAAAGUGAAAGUGAUGCUGAGUUUGCUCCUAAUAAAAAUCCAAAUAAUCUCAACAAUAGUUUUUACUACAAACAGCAAAUUUACAAUAACAUUAACAACAAUAAUAAUGCAAGUGCCGGUGACUCGGAUGGGAGCAGUUUCUCUAAAUUAAUGAGGACUACAAAAAGCUAUGAAUGUCCGCCUAAUUUUGCACCAUCGUCGACAACUUCUCCGAACCAUCCCAUGUUCAUGUUGAUAAGGGCAGAGGACAUUGAGAGUGGUUCCGAGUUUGAGUGGUGCUUCGACGGGAGCUCAGACUCGUCCGCCCAGCACAAAAGAGCGUGGAAAUCUUCGGGAAACAAAGUGAAGAUCAGUUUCGAGCUCAAAUACUUUUCCGUGUUUCAUUUGACAUAUCAAAGCGUUCCGAUUGAGGAGCUGGUGGGGAAUUGUGACCCUGGCUGGGUCGCACUCAACCCAGGGCGUUGUGCCAUUUUAGUGGAAAGUGGCAGCAAUUGGCCUGCCGCUGAGGAGAGUUGUCAGAUGAAAGGUGGACAUUUGGCCACCAUUGAAGAUGACGAUGUUGGCCAUAAAUUUCAAAAAAUUAUCACAGAAAGUGCAUUAUUUCACCCAAGACGAGCUUAUUGGAUUGGAGCAAACGACCGGGAGUCAGAAGGGAACUUUCAGUGGACAAGUGGUCUUCCAUUUUCGUACAAAAAUUGGUUCGUGGGCUGGGCCCAGAGACGCCACGAGAUUUCGAAUGCUCAACCGAACGAUGAUGGAUGGAGUGGACAGGACUGUGUCGAAAUUCGGCAGGUGCUGAACCCUUCUACCCCGUACUCAGAGAAGCCUCUAUCAUCCCAAUUUUGGAGCACAAUUUCUUUGGCCACUAAAUCGAAAGGCCAAACGCAGUCAAAUCAUCAAAAUCAAGUUCAUACUGCUAAUUUCUGGCCACAAUCCAGAUUUUUCUGGAAUGAUCGGAAUUGUGAAGCCAAAAACUUUUACAUUUGCGAAAAACUUACGCACAAAGAUUACGACGAAAAAGACUACUCGUGCAACAAAACGUUGGAGCUGAGUCCGGGAACUGUGUUGACACUGACGAGCCCCGCUUAUCCCAUGUCCUAUCCGGACAACAUUGUUUGCCUUACGACGAUUGCGGCCGUUGCAGGAUAUCGGAUAGUCUUGUCCUUUGAUGAGUUUGUCCUCGAGGAAUCGCCAAGCUGCGGAUAUGACUCUCUGGAAAUUAAGGAAAUCCUUCACGAGCCGAUCGACCAAAACAACAAAACCAAAAAUCUCUCGCAAUUGGACACCAGCAUUUUAUCCAAGCGAGUUUGUGGGGAUUGGACCAAGCGACUAAAGCUACUCCGAUAUAAAACUACCUCAAGUACGAGUUCUCUCAGUUUGAGACUCGAAUCUGACUUUUCACAUCAUUUCGCCGGGUUUAAGGCCAACGUUUGGACAGAAAAAGAUGUGUCCGGACAAUGCAGCGACCAACAAAUGAAGAAAUUCAAGUCCCAUUGUUAUCUCACCACGUCCUCCCCCGCUGUGAGCUGGGCCAAUGCUCAACAAAUCUGCACUGCUCUCCAGGGAAAAUUGGCGAGCGUGGUGUCGACCGAGGAAUGGAAAUUUCUUGCCCAGAGCCUCCCAGCCACUUCCCGGUUCGAUAAGAACAAGUCUACUUUUUGGAUUGGAGGGAUGAUCGACCGCAGCAGCCAGCUCGUCUGGUCAGAUCGUAUGCCAUUCAACUUUUCAGCCUUUCAUUCCUCCGACCUGCAAACCAUCUCGGAUUGGAAAUGUCUCAGCAUUUAUUGGCAUGAGUGGGGAAGAGGGGACUUUGCCUGGAGACUUGCAGACUGCAACCAGUUGUCCGGCUACGUUUGCAAAAAGAAGAGCUACGAUGAGGGAGAGACGAUUCAAGCCGUAAACAAAACAUUCUCUGGAACCGGAGGAAAGCUGCCUUCUCCCAAUUUCCCAUCCAACUACCAGAACAAUUUGGACUACGGGUACCACUUGAUUGCUCCUCCUGGAACACAAAUUGUCCUCAGAUUCUCUCACCUGGACGUUGAGGAUCAGGAGGACUGUUUAUACGACUACGUGGAAAUCGUGGACAAAAAGACAGCAAAUGCCACGCGCUACUGUGGCACCUACUCCACUGCGGAUUUGGAAAGACUGGACUACGUCUCAUCGUCAAAUGAGCUGGACGUAUUUUUCCACGCCGACUUUUCCCACAGUGGAACAGGGUUCGAGAUUGCUUGGCGAGCUGUUGAUGUUGCGAGUUGUCUUUCGGGAAGGACGAUUUUGGCAGGGCUGGGAGGAAACGGAUUCCCAAUUCAAGAUGCCAUGAUCCACUCGCCAAACUUUCCUCAUUUCAAUCUCCCAAAUCUCAACUGUGCAUACACCAUCGUAGCGCCAGUGGGACAGAGGAUAUGGCUGAGUUUCCAGAUAUUCGAGCUUGGGCAUCUCAACGCUGCGAGCGACACUUCUUGUCACCUGCAAGACCACGUCGUUGUGGAUCUCGACGGAGGUGUUCGCGAGGAUGGAGACUCCUCGGCCGACAAUGAGAUUAUUCUCUGCGGAAAUCUCACCGCCUUUUCGUACAGGACAUCGUUCAUGUCAAUCCGAGAGAAGAUCAAAAUUAACGUUGUUUCGCCGAUUGGAAAAUCCGGGCGUGGAUUUCUCGGGAGAUUCAAAGCCGUUCCUGGUCAACUGGAGGAGACGUUGAACGUGGCGACGCCUGCAAAUUCAUCAGUAUCUCUGACGUCGAUAAAUUUCCCACUGAUUCCGCCCGAGAAUACAAAUAUUACGUUGGCCUUGUCAUCUCCGCCCAAUUAUGUGCUAACGCUAAAUAUUAAUGGGACGAGUAGUUGUUCCAAGACGGCGAAAUCAUAUCUGGAGAUCCGAGACCCUUACCAUGGGACCAAUGGGACGACGUGGAAACUAUGUCAAUCGGUCCAAGUGGCGACGUUGAGUUCGACGAUCGUGCCCAAGUCAUCGGGGCGGAUGAGAGAUGGUCUUAACCUUGUUAAGACCAUCUCGCCUGUGACGACGACGAGUAACGAGAAUGGUGAUAGUAAUGUUAACAAUAAAGUGGGAUAUAAAGAGAUUUCCCAGGGGAUCACUCAAAUGAACACGGCCAUCUCCUUCCGAUCCACCUUCAAUCGCUUGGAUGUGCGGCAAGUCUACUCGCCUGGCUUCCGAGGACGGAUGUGGAGUGCACGUAUUGUGACGAUGUUGGACGAGAACUUUCGAGCCAAAGUUUUAGCGGAUGGAGAUCGACUCCUCAAAUUGGAUGGCUGCAUGAAUAACCCGUGUGCUAAUGGGGGCAGUUGCAUAUCUGAAAAUGGAAAACACCACAUUUGUCGUUGCACAGCUCCAUUUACAGGUCCAUUUUGUGGGCUCAGUCUUUGCGACUUAAACCCGUGUCUAUUUGGGGACUGUAUUUUAGGGGAAAAGUCAAUCAAGUGUGUGUGCCAGUUGGGCUACGGCGGAGAAAGAUGUGACCGUCGAAUGAAACCUUGUGAUGACAAUCCAUGCUCCGGUCAUGGCUCCUGCGUGGAAACGAACAAGACUGCGUACAAAUGCAUGUGCUAUGCUUGGUGGGAAGGUCCGCAGUGCGAGUCUCGCAUGUUGGUGAUCCCCUUCAAGCCCUUGUCGCAGCGCGUGUUUGAGGAGCCGUUUUGGCUGGGACUGCUCACGGUGACGGGGGUGUUGGGUGUAAUUGGUCUCAUCUGGUGUCUUAAACGCCAUUUUCCCGAGAAACUGGAGAAGCUGUUGAACGAGGAUCUGGACAAGAAUAGAGGAAUCUCGUGGGUCUCCUCUGGACGCUCUCCAUCUUUUCGGGUAGGUGGGGGUGCCUCAGUUCGUGAACCAAUUCCAGGUACGUCGCAACAACAGGCGGUCAGCCCUCCAGCGUCCAGGUCAUUUCUUGGCAGGAUUGGUAUUCGCAAACCCUCGCUCCUCUCACUCUCCUCCGCCACCUCCAACGUUUCCGGAACUGGGGCCAGCCCACACUCGUAUGAGAACAGAACGUUCAGCCUCGACGACCUCCUUCGUCCGUCCCGGAGCAUGAUGAGAACCCCAAGUCCUCACCGACGACGAAAUUACUCUGUUCAAGUGCGACGUGAUCCGGCCGAGAAGCAAUUGAUCCUUCAGCAACUGGUUUCAGGAGGGGGGAGCUCAUCCCUGGACGGAGAAAGCAAACCAGCCCCGACUCCGAAACCCACGCUGGCAGAAAUCAUACAAAUGAGCGAGAGACGACUUCGCCUGGCCUCUGCCUCGUCCAUGCAAAGUGAAGCAGGGUCCGUCAGUGGAGGGGGUGAACCCUGCACAUCGAGACAGGCAGGGGCCGACGAGGAGGAGACCAGCUUCUCCACACAGGCAGCAAUCAAGGCCGAGAAGAAAGUUACGUUUGCACGGAUGUUGGACAAACUCGCUGCUUCAGGAAUCACUUCGUCCUCAUCGGGUUCAGACCUCAGUUGCACGGAGGAGACGAAAAUGGUGGUGGUUGCUCCGAAACCACAAUCAAAGAAGGACAGGAAGGGUCAUUUUCGCCGAAGCAAUAAGGCUUACAACCGGGGAAGGAACAGUGAGACGGAUCAGGACUACAUGGACAUCUCCUCAUCAGAUACAACUCCCGAUCCAAUUUAUAUUCCCAAACUUCCAACUCGAUUAUGUAUAAGUCCCACCGGAGCGAGCAACUCUGCCGGAGGUUCAAGCAACGCUCUGGGAAAGCCGAGUCAGAAAAUCCCAAAAAUUGCUAGUGCAGACUCACUGCUGGCUUUAUUCAAAAGAUUUUCGGGGUCCAAUUCUGCGCCCCCCAGUCCGCAGUAUUCGGAGAACGAGGAAUCUUCAGCAGGAGCAACACCGCUGUCAACUCCCAGUUCUCCGAGAAACUCGCUGUUAUCAAUUAGACCUCCAGCCUUGAUGAUCACAUCAGUUCCGGAACCAAACAACACAAUCGAGUUGCCCGUGAUUGACCCAUUUGCUCAAAACCAAGGAUGCUGGAGAGCACCGCCAGCCUCCAGCAUCACGUUGGAAGUACCGAUGCGAGACUACUGCUUAUCUCCAAUCCACGAAGUGCCAACGCCGUUGGGAACACCAUCGCAUUCACCUUGUCACACACCAAUGAUGAAGAGAAUGUCCGCCGACGAGAACCUCCCCUCCAUUAAAAUCCUCAUGAGCUCGGAGGAUGAUGACACGACGCGAAGCUCUUCUUCAAAGAAAGACUCACCUCCGCCAAGAAUGUUGCGAAUCCCAAUCAUUUCUAUAUCAGUUGACGAUGCUGCUGAAGAUGGAGGGACGGAGAUCGAUACUCUCAACAUGAUUGAGGGUGACCCUGAUGGAAACAAUAGGGAAGAGGAAAAGAAAGCACAGAGCAAACUGUUUUACAACAGCCUAACCGGUGAGUCGGAAGUGAUUCCAGACGUGUUGAUCCAUGUUCCGCCAGAACGAUGUUCGGAAAGCCAGCCUGAUCUUGAGUCCCCUGUCAGGGACGUGGAAACGCCACUCACCUCGCCACGUGUAAAAACCAGACCCCCACCUCUCAUUUUUGCCAAUGAAAUUCUCAGCUGCAGCAACAAGGGGCCUGGCGACGAUGAUCGAAACGUCAAAAUUGUCGUUCCUUUUGUCAACAUUGAAUAUGCAACUCCUGUCGCAGAAUACCUGCCCAAGUUUCCAUCCAUUAUUACAGGUGGUCCAAAGAUGGACUGUGAGGAGGAGGACGCUUCACAUCACUCACUCUGCAAAACACUACCAGAAAUGAUUCCAAGCAUAAUAUUCGAACAUUCUGCGAAGGAAAACCCGUUGGUCCCUCCAACCAUCACGAUAAAUCAGAGUUCAGAGGCUGAGUCGUCCAGCGACGACACGCCCGCUCAGCGACACAUGCUUCUUCGUCCAAAUCUAUGCUUUUUGAGUCCAUUUGCUGGAACAUCGGACCGAAUCCCCUCCGAGUCCAACUUGAGCACUUCAGGGUACUCCUCCAUGGCGAGUCCCUGUCCUUCGCGCUGCCCUUCCGUGAGUCCCCUUUGCCCAUCCGAGGCAGAAGAUUACCACACCUGUUCCCAUCUCCACGGAGCCCAAAGAAGGGCUUCCUUGACCCCAGGAACCCCCAAGAAACUCUUAAUUGCUCCCCUACGUCGCAGCUCCUUUAACGCUCCUCACCACGCAACAUCUGGAUUACUAUGUGAUAACUCAAACAUGCUUUGCGAACACGAGGGGCCUGGUUUAGGAGAAAGACGAGGCGAGAUGGUGGUGGUUGAGGUAGAAACAGAUUCAGCCGUGGAGGUGGAAACUGAUGUCGAAAGCUGCGCCAUCAUCACCUUGUCAUCCGAAGUUGACAACCCAGCAAUGUCCAUGAACACAGAUCAGCAGCCUGGUAUCCUCUCGGAAGACAUGAAACGUAACGAUGAAAUGAACACAUUGCUUCAAGUUCCCAAAAAAGGAAUGCCAAAGAGUCGGAGUUUGGACAUUGGUGGAUCGAAUGCUUCCGCUGUUGAUCAGUAUUCACCCAGUGAUCCCAAUUCCAUUCCUGACGGACGGAAUUUGGAUAAGAAGGGACAGCUACUUCGAGGACUGGGGCCUAGCCUGGACUCCAAAUUGAACAACGUUGAUCGAGGCUUCUUGUCUACAACUGGAGUGACGAUAAUAUUUCCAUUGUCAAAUUCAAUCUCAAAUUUAUCCGGGAGAAAAAACUGUGGAAAUUUAAUAGAAAUUCCAGAAGAGAAGGAACGGCGACUUUCUCCGGCAAGCUCCAGAAGUGAAAGUCCUUUAAGUGAAUUGAGUGCUACGGGCGGUUUCAGCUUCCUCGGAUCUCCGCUAACAGAUUCUGACGGGGUUUACGAUUGUGGGAGCUCUGAGGUUCUGACGAAUAACAACGAGACGGAUACUCAAGCCAUCACCUCUGGGACAAGACUUGGCCUGAUUCCCUUAAGUCGCUCAAAUCCCCCAAGACGAUCCGCAGGAAAAAGGAAAGAGAGAAAACCGACGCGAGGGGGCAACAAUACUUUGCUAUCUGCAAACCCGGCCUCAUCCGCUGAUACGACCAGUGACAAAGGAGCAACCGGUGGUGAUUCCCAAGAUCCCAUCCUUUCGGGAGAUGGUGAACUCCAAGUUGAUUUUAGGCAAAUUUCGCAUCUCCACUUGCCACCCUAUUUGGCAAAAGCUCUCCCAUCUUCCUCAGUCUCGCCCAAAAGGGCAAGUCCGAAACGGAGAAUUAGGGCUCAGCCUAACAUGGAUAAUGCUAGCUCAAGCUCCUCAGAAAGUCUCGCGUCGAUAAGAUCACGACCAAGGAGUAGGACAAGUUGGAGCUCUGUGCAAAAUAGUCGCAACACGAGCAGAAACAACAGCCCCCUUCCCAUUUUCCAGGACCAGGAUUCAAAUCAGCCGAGCAGUCCGAGCGUAUUUCUUCCAUGCGCAGGAUCCUUGGAAGAAAGUAGUUCCAUUAAAUCGUCAAUGGACAAAGAAGAAUUGAAACCAGAGCCCAGAGCGUCCGCUUUAUCGCGAGGAGGUAGCAGCGAACUGACCAGCAGGACACUUACUCCUCCCAUCCGCAAGAUUUCAAGACUCCGAACAAUCAGCCAUCAAAUUCGAUUUCUGAGGAGGCUGGAAUUAAGUUUGAUUCGGAAAAAGGAAUGUUUGACCCACGUGAAAAAAAGUUCCGAUCGACGGACAAGUAUUCUCAGUCAUUCGGACUCUGAGAGCAGUCGAUGCGACAGCAGUGAAAGUUAUUCCUCGUCCUCCUCCACGUGUUCCUGUUCCUCCUGCUCAGAGUGCGGCGGUGGGCGUGGCAAAGGGGGACAAAACGAGGACGAGGAAGAUGACGAAGACGACGAUGACAGGACGAUGGGCGAGAAGAAGCCGCUGCUUUUGGCCCCGUCCUCCUCUGGUGGGGGGAGCAGUGGAAAGAAAAGACAGGGAAAAGUCACCCCUCUUAACUUUUUGGAAAAUAUCUCAGCUCAAGAUUUUCUCGAUUCUAGUAAAAAGCGAAUUCGGAAGUAUAAAUAAUGUGCGACAAAGAUAAUGUAAUUAUUUGUACUUCACUCGAUUGACCAAUGUACCUGAUAUGCAAUUUUUUACAAGACAGAUUAGUGUGCAUGCGUUUUGGGAUGUAUUACUUGACAGACAAAUUAGAGAUUUGAGAAUUUAUGACAACUGACACUAUCAAUUUACAGAAAACUAAUAAACUAAGUCGUGUAAAAUAAUAAUAUUUUCUUAAUAAACAGUUAAGGUGAUAUUUUAUUCUAUAAUUUAACUUUGUGAGAUUCCAAUGAUAUUUGUGAAAAUAUGAAUAUGAACGUGCACCAUUUAUGAUGACCCUUGAAAUAAAAUACAAACUCGAUGCACAAAAUA
This is a messenger RNA of Folsomia candida, 10356 nucleotides long. RefSeq lists its product as uncharacterized. The record is from RefSeq and is a predicted model, not a curated record. Bases 259 to 10011 code for a protein of 3250 amino acids. NCBI's taxonomy places the organism in Eukaryota, Metazoa, Arthropoda, Collembola, Entomobryomorpha, Isotomidae. Gene Ontology annotation, molecular function: serine-type endopeptidase activity. The transcript has 26 exons.